Molecule: messenger RNA, 264 nt
Organism: Symbiodinium sp. CCMP2456
Lineage: Eukaryota; Dinophyceae; Suessiales; Symbiodiniaceae
Source: the annotation of a GenBank genome assembly
AUGGCAGCAAAGGGACUCCAGAAGGGAAAGAAAGUCUGGCGCAGCAAAGGUGCUGGCUUGCUGGCCCAGCUGAAGUCGACGGAGCCUUCCUCGAUCCCGCGGCUCAUCGGCGAGCCCCUCUCCACGGAUGAGUACUUGCUGGCGCAGAUGGCGCAGCGUCAGGACGCCAUGGAUUGGGCAGAUGCAGCGAACUGCGAGACCUUCGGGGAGGAGGUUGUCAUCCGGCGCCCUUGCUUGCCAUGUCUUGCGCAAAUGUGGCGCUGA